Messenger RNA from Gastrolobium bilobum, 2100 nucleotides. RefSeq lists its product as uncharacterized. Lineage: Eukaryota; Viridiplantae; Streptophyta; Magnoliopsida; Fabales; Fabaceae. The coding region runs from base 150 to 1757 and encodes 535 amino acids. The transcript is spliced from 6 exons. The record is from RefSeq and is a predicted model, not a curated record.
CACGCCAACACGCGCUUAUAGCCCUCUCUCUCUCUCUCUCAUCUAACAUUUCCAAGCCCAGCCCAUCCCAUCCCCAGGAGGGUCUUCUCUUCUCUUUAGGGUUUUCGGAAUCUCCGACGUUUUUCGAUUUCAUUUUUGAAUUCGCUUAGAUGGUUCAGCUGAUGAAGAAUUCUGGGAGCCUCGAAACGACGUCGUGCCGCGACAACAAGUCGUCGGUGAAGUUGGAGAUCGCGGAGGACCCACUUGAAGAAGAACAUGGCCCUCCCAACAAGCGCUCCAAACCUUCUUCCCUGCCUUUGCAAGAGCAAUGGAGUGCUUCAAAUGAUGCUUAUCUCAGUCCUCCUUCAAACCUCAAUAUACUUGAUGAGCCUAGCCCUUUGGGUUUGCGUCUGAGGAAGAGCCCUUCGCUGUUAGAUUUGAUUCAAAUGAAACUUUCUCAAGGAAGUACAUUUAUUGCAAAUGCACAAAAUGAAAAUUCAAGCUCUGGAGUGAUAAAGGAAAGUAAAGGUGCUGCUGUAUUAGGGACUGCUGACAAGCUUAAAGCUUCAAACUUCCCAGCUUCACUUCUAAGGAUUGGUUCGUGGGAGUAUAAAUCAAGAUACGAGGGUGACUUAGUGGCAAAGUGUUACUUUGCUAAACAUAAGCUUGUUUGGGAAGUUCUUGAAGGUGGUCUAAAGAGUAAAAUAGAAAUUCAAUGGUCAGAUAUCAUGGCACUUAAGGCACAUUGUCCUGAGAAUGGUCCUAGCACAAUGACUGUUGUGCUUGCUAGACAACCUCUUUUCUUCAGGGAGACUAAUCCUCAGCCUAGAAAGCAUACAUUAUGGCAGGCAACAGCAGAUUUUACCAAUGGACAGUCUAGCAAACAUAGGUUGCAUUUUUUGCAAUGCCCACAAGGACUAUUGACGAAACAUUUUGAAAAGCUUAUCCAGUGUGACAUGCGUCUUAAUUGCUUAAGCCAACAGCCAGAGAUAAUUUUGGAUUCGCCACAUUUUGAUACACAACCUUCUGCUUUUGAGGACCCAGGCAAUCCAAAAGACCAUGAUUUGCAUCAAGUCAGCGGGAAAGGAUCCUCCACAUCUUGUUUUCAGGACAUAGGAUCACCUCAGGCAUCCCUGUCAUCAUCAGUUAAGAGUGAACACAAUGAUCCUCCUGGCAUGACUUUGGAUAGUCUCUCCCGAGAAGCACCUUCCCCCAGUUCAGUCAUGGAUUGUCGUUCAGUUGAAGGGAGUACAAGUUCUGAAACUGAUUCCAAGGGCCCAAGAAAUUUGGAUCAGAUAAAACUGCCUGGACUCCGGCCUUCUAUGUCAAUGAGCGAUUUUAUUGGCCAAAUUGAACUUUGUCUGUCGGAGCAAAUGACAUCUGGGAAUCCAUCCUUCUCUAAUGGAGGAUCAGAGUACCAGGAGAUCCUGGAGGACAUUGCACAGCACCUGCUCAGUGACAAUCAGGUUGCAGCAGCUUCCGAUGAAAAGUCACUCAUGUCAAGGGUCAAUUCUCUCUGCUGUCUUCUGCAGAAGGACCCUGUAACAGUUCAGAAUUCACUUUUUACAGAGGGUAGUACUGUUGAAGGACCUGACGAUGGAAAAGAUGUCAAGCCUGCUGAGGAGGACUCAAGGGAUGCUUCUGCUGGCAAGCAAGCACAAGGCAUGUCUAGGAAAGACUCCUUUAGUGAUUUGCUUCUCCACCUUCCUCGAAUUGCUUCUCUUCCAAAGUUCUUGUUUAACAUAUCCGAAGAGGAUGGCGACAGUCAAGCCAGAUAGAUAGUCAUUCUCUCAUAUUUGAAAUUUCAAAGUGAGCAAGAAUGGAGCUACCUAGCAAAGUCUAGCUGCAUAGGCAAUAUGUUAUGUUUUCGUAGACAUGUGCAAGUUUAAUUUCUACUUUGGGAACCACUGGGGUUUGGAAAAGUUGUUUUGAUGAAGAAUCCUGGUAGAGCCCGUGUAAAAGUUGGCACGUAGGUGUUUUAGCUCUGCCUUUGUUUUCUUUUUUCUUUUUUUCUUGCCUUCUGGGUCUCGUGGACGGUUGUUGUCUGCUUCUAUGUAAAUGGUGUUGCCUGAUCAAAUAUUAGCUGCUUUGGAUGGUCUCUGUGUCUUUCCUUGGAAUAGA